AGCACAAGGGCGAUGAAAGGAAAAGACGGGACACAGCGCUGCGCUUCCGUGUCCGUGUGCUUCUUAGCGAUCGUGUAAAUAAUACCAUACCAAGUAGCCCACGAGUCCGUCCUUUUCAAUCCUCACCACUGUUUCUUUAACCCUUCGCAGGCCUGGAGACCGAGAUAAAUCAAAGGCUCCCGUAAUUGCAGUGUUGCUAUGCCUGCUGGUCCUGGGGGUCACCAUUAUUUAUUUCGUGACAGCCUCCGGCGGGGAAAGCGACAACGUGACGGGUGAAGUUGGGGCCGAUGGCUCAGGCGGCGGCGUCGGCGGCGGAGAUGGAGGGGGAGUUGGAGGUGGAGUUGGAGGUGGAGGCUCUUAUCAACCUGCUCCGCCCAAGACCACGGAGGCACCCACGACAACGGAGGCACCCAUGACCACCGAGGCCCCUCUGAAAAACAUCAAACUGACCUGUACCUUCGGCAGAAGUGGAGUGCUGGAGACUCAGCUGCCCCCCGACAAAAUGUGCGACUACAUCUUCUACACGCACAUAUACUACAACGUAAGGUUGAAGAAGAUCAGACCUAUCUAUGGAGCAUUUGCCAUCACUGCUUUUAUCAAUGCUGUGGGAUCCUACAGCACUACGACAUUCGGCUACUCAUUCGCCCUUAGCCUCAUGCCCGCGUUUCCACCAGACCACAAGGAUGCCCUCAAAGAGGUCUUGGAAUCACAAUUUGGAUAUGGAUUCCAGCACUUCGCUGCCCUGGACGUGGAUGUCCGCGACUACCCCUCCGCCAAGUCGGGCGGGCUGCAGUACCUCAAGGCGAGUACUUCGCAGCAGCUGUUCGCGGUGUACAUCUGCAUGUGA
This is a messenger RNA of Dermacentor andersoni, 847 nucleotides long. RefSeq lists its product as uncharacterized. Lineage: Eukaryota; Metazoa; Arthropoda; Arachnida; Ixodida; Ixodidae. The record is from RefSeq and is a predicted model, not a curated record.